ACGCACGGCUGUGACGCAACGACAUCAGGAAGUGCGACGUUAGUUUUGUGCUUAUAGUGACUAAACUUCAGAGUUUACAGCAGCUGAAAAAAUGUCCGAACCGACGAAAAGCGACAUCUCUGCUAUUUUCAAACGUUUGCGAUCCUUACCGACGAAUAAGGUUUGUUUUGAUUGUUCAUUGAAGAAUCCGAGCUGGGCGAGCAUCACAUACGGUGUUUUUCUGUGUAUUGACUGUUCAGGGACUCAUCGCUCGCUCGGGGUUCAUCUGUCCUUCAUCAGAUCGACUGAAUUGGACUCAAACUGGUCGUGGUUUCAGCUGCGCUGUAUGCAAGUUGGUGGUAAUGCUAGUGCGAGCGCUUUUUUCAGUCAGCACGGUUGUAACGCCAACGCAGCCAACACCAAAUACAACAGCAGAGCGGCGGUCCUUUACAGAGAGAAAAUCAAAAACCUGGCAACACAAGCAACCAAACAACACGGCACAGAGUUAUGGUUGGACAGUCAAGCUCCUCUCUCACCCACAUCACCGCUGGACAAACAUCAGGAUUUCUUUACUCAACUCGCUCAGACCGCCCAACCCGAAAAACCUUUUGUUCAGCUGAACGUCAACCAGCCGAAGGAUUCAAGAGUUGAGGAUAAAAAUAACAAUGAUGACAGUCCAGCGGGUCCAAGUGUCCAUCAGCUCAAUGUCUCUUCAGACAGCACUUUAGAUCCGUCCUCUCUCAUAAAGAAAAAAAACACGGCCAAGAAAACGAUGGGCUCAAGGAAAGCGGGUCUGGGUGCACAGAAGGUGAGCAGUGCCAGUUUCUCAGCCCAACAGAAGAGAGCUCAAGCUGAAGAGAAACUUCAUGAAGAUCUCAACAGAAACAAUCAAACUGAUGAUCUCGCCGUUUCAUCUCUCAGUCUGGCGUAUGAGAGUUUUGAGGUUCAGAGGAAAAGAGAUGAUGUGAAAAUCAACCGUCUGGAGGGGAAUAAGAAGGAGCAGGCCGAGCGUCUGGGGAUGGGUUUCGGUGGCCGGAGUGGACAGUCUCACUCGGUGAUGGACGACAUGAAGAUCAUUCAGCAGGAGUCUCCAACUGUUUCCUCCUCAUCCUCUAAGAGCAGAACAUAUGAAGAUGAUGAUGAGGAGGAAGAGCGACGCUUCUCAAAGUUUACAGAUGAAGCUCCUGGGUCGUCUGAUCUCUUCUUCUCUCAGUGGACAGGAGCUAAAAAACAAGAGCACAGUAAACCAGAGCCUGAUUUCUAUCUGGAUACCAAAACAUCAUCAUCAGUCGAGAGAGCCUCAGCGAGGAGGAAAACUCAACCUGACGGGUCGGUCUCUGAUGACGCUCGCAAGAAAUUUGGAGACGUUAAAGCGAUUUCAUCAGACAUGUACUUCAACAAACAGGACAACUCUGAGUAUGAAGUUCGGGCUCGACUGGAGAAUUUUUCCGGGAGUUCCUCCAUCAGUUCAGCAGAUCUCUUUGAUGAGCAGAAGAAAUCAUCUGCCCCUAACAGUUCAUACAGGUUGAGUAACGUUCUGCCCUCCGUGCCCAACAUGACUCAGUUUAAGACGGGCGUCCGCUCGGUUGCAGGGAAACUGUCCGUCAUGGCCACAGACGUGGUGUCAAAUAUACAGGAUCGUUAUAAUACUUGAUCCCUCGCUGGACCCCAGAGAGAUUCACAUCACAGACACUAAAGGGUUAAAGGGAUGUAGCUUUAUAUCAAUCAUUAUGAAGGAUCUCCUGUAUGUACGAGCUUUCAUUUGCACGCUGUUGACCAAAUGAUUAUUCAACUCUUAUCGAGUGGAUUGCUUUAAUUUGGGGUUUAGGUCACUAUAAAGUCUGCUGUAUAUAUUUGAAUUAUUUAGCCUGACAACAUUUACUGUCAUUAUUAUACAUUUUGUCUCUUAUGUUUACUAUUUUCAAGUGCACUAUUCCAUCUACACGAUCAAGACAAUAAUAACAUCAUAAGAUGUGUUUAUAAAGUGCAAUAAUAAUAAAAACAUCAAUGUUCAAGAAAACACAUUUUCAUAAGAAUUAAUGUUAUGUUUGUUGACUGAAAGGGAUUUAUAUGUCUUAUAUUCAUGUCAUUGUAUAUCUAAAAUAAAUGUAUGAAUGACUUAAACAUUUUCUCUUAUAAAUCUGAGGUUUGAUUUAUUGUAAUGUUUAAUUUCCAUCAAGCGAUUGAAUAAAGAAGUUACUUGUCAAGCAUUUAAA
Misgurnus anguillicaudatus (oriental weatherfish) is the source of this 2195-nucleotide messenger RNA. RefSeq names its product ADP-ribosylation factor GTPase activating protein 3 (gene arfgap3). Gene Ontology annotation, molecular function: GTPase activator activity. NCBI's taxonomy places the organism in Eukaryota, Metazoa, Chordata, Actinopteri, Cypriniformes, Cobitidae. Gene Ontology annotation, biological process: COPI coating of Golgi vesicle. The record is from RefSeq and is a predicted model, not a curated record.